UCUCUAUAAGCAUCCACGUCUCUUUCUUCUUCUUCUCUUCUUUCAUUUUUCAAUCACAAUGCAAUAGGUUUCAAUCAAUUACACUAACUGCCCGUAAGCGAGAUCCAACAGAUCGUCAUUUUUCGAAUCCAAUAGAAGAAGCCGCCAUGACCGGGCAUCAAUUGAAGCUCCGGUCAAUUGCGGCCGUGACUUUGAUCUGUUUUCUUGCUUUCUGGCCGAUGAUGAGUAUCGGGAUUCGCUUCUUCCCCAAAUCUAGUUCCGAUACGGAUACGUAUCUGACCCGGUUCAGAGAGGCGCCGGAGUACCGUAACGGAGGCGAUUGUCCGGCGAGGUCUAACAAUGAGCUGGUUUCUGGUUGCUAUCCGAAACUUGUACACGUGGCGAUGACCCUCGAUUCAGAAUAUCUCCGGGGAUCGGUGGCAGCAGUUCAUUCCGUCCUCCGCCAUGCGUCGUGCCCGGAAAAUAUAUUCUUCCAUUUUAUUGCCGCCGAAUUUGACUCUGAAAGUCCAAGGGAUCUACACCGAUUGGUUCAAUCCACCUUCCCAUCUCUGAAUUUCAAUGUGUACAUUUUCCGGGAAGAUACAGUAAUCAACUUGAUUUCAGCUUCGAUUCGACAGGCAUUGGAGAAUCCGUUGAACUACGCUAGAAAUUACCUCGGCGAUAUACUCGACCCGUGUGUGAAACGUGUAAUUUAUCUGGAUUCCGAUGUCGUCUUAGUUGACGACAUUCAUAAGCUAUGGGAGAUUAAUUUAAGUGGGUCUCGAGUAAUCGGAGCGCCGGAGUACUGUCACGCGAAUUUCACAAAGUAUUUCACGGAUUCAUUCUGGUCGGAUCCAGAUCUGUCGGAUGUAUUCGAGUCGCGGCAGCCUUGUUAUUUCAACACGGGAGUGAUGGUUAUGGAUCUGGAUCGGUGGCGGGAGGGUAAACAUCGGCGUAAGAUAGAGAACUGGAUGGAGAUCCAACGGGGAAGAAGGAUAUACGAAUUGGGUUCAUUGCCUCCAUUCCUUCUAGAGUUCGCCGGGGACGUGGAAGCGAUAGACCACCGAUGGAACCAGCACGGUCUUGGCGGCGAUAACGUGCGUGGAAGUUGCCGGUCGCUUCAUCCAGGUCCGGUGAGCUUGUUGCAUUGGAGUGGAAAGGGGAAACCUUGGGUAAGGCUCGACGGUAAGAGACCUUGUCCGUUGGAUUAUCUCUGGCAGCCGUACGAUCUUUACAAGGCUGAUGAUGAUCAUGAUACUCAUAAAGGGGGGAAGAGAAAGAAUGUGGAAUCGGCUUUGGAUAUGUAGAAUCCGGUCCGGACCGGUCCGAUCCGGUCCCGGGGUGUAACAUUAUUAUUAUUAUUAUUAUUCAAAUUCAAUUUCCACCAUGAUGAUCGGUAUCUGAUUCUUUGCAGCUUUGUACAGAUUGAAUUUGUUGUUUAAAAUCCUCAUAAAGAAACGAAUAUCUUUCCAAGUUCCUCUCUUGGAACAGUUUUGGGAUAUACACUUGAUUAGAGUGUCGGUUGUUCAUUCAUUUUCAAAAAUAAUCUUUAUUUAUUUCAUAUAUAUUUAUUGU
Molecule: messenger RNA, 1554 nt
Organism: Impatiens glandulifera
Lineage: Eukaryota; Viridiplantae; Streptophyta; Magnoliopsida; Ericales; Balsaminaceae
Product: probable galacturonosyltransferase-like 9
Exons: 1
Coding region: 147-1286 (379 amino acids)
Cellular component (GO): Golgi apparatus
Molecular function (GO): glycosyltransferase activity
Source: RefSeq, a predicted model, not a curated record